CUCAUCUCAGGGGGGUUUUGUAGGUUCACUGAUGCCUCCCAAGCGCGGUCGUUAUUCGAGGACCGGCGCUAGGGGAGAUGGGCCUGACGGCCCCCCCACUCAGUAUCAGACUCGGCUUACGGAUGUAUUCCUUCCGAAGCCGCCGAAGCCCCCACCCAGCUCGCGCAAGCAUACACGAAGUGUUACUGCAGCACUCAAAUCGCAACCCUUUGAUUCUCCGGCCGGUUCCUCGGUCACUCCGAAGACAAGAAAGCCGAGCUCAAGGGCAUUGGCCCCUUCUCUCGCUGUAAGGAGCACUCCGAAAAGCCGAGAGACACCUCCACUUGUCGACAUAAGCAGUGAUUCGGAAAUUGUGCCUCUUCCUAAGCGUCGGAAGCGUCUCCCAGAAACCCCAGCAUCGAAAACUGUCGUUCGCACGCCUGCCCCCCCUUCGACCAUCCGCAGCUCAACUGUUGUGAUAAGUUCUAGCCCUACCCUUGCAGACACGACACCGCACCUGGAUACUACUGUUAAGGGGAAAGAAAGGUCAAGGGGGCCACGAAACGACUGGGAUACGAGCCCAACACGCGCAGGAUCAAUUUCACUGUUUCAUGCCUGUGACGAGAAUCGAAAUAUUCCAAGCAGCCGAGUGACAUCCCCAAUGGACGAUGAAUCUGAUGUUGUGCCUUCUUCCCAAACACAACGCUCUUACAUAAUUGUUGAGGCCCAACCAUCGGACUAUCGUGGAGUUUGGAGCUUAUCGAACGGACCCAAAACACCUUCGAAGGUGCCCCGGGGGGAAGCCUCUCGCGAUUCUGUGGUGCCGUCUUCUCAGACCCCUGAGCGGCAUAUUUGGGCCUCUUCAUCCAUUCAUGCGUCAGAUAAACCAUUCGAAAGGAAAGGCGGCUCUCUGAAAAGUACCCUCGCUACCCCGCGCAAGUUUGUUGUGCCUGGUACAGCAGAUCCUGCUUCGAGUAUCAUUGUCACCAAGGGGCAACUGAUUUCCCCAGGAAGGCUUUCAACCCUCGAUAAUUCGCCUAUGGAGCGCUCGUCGACGGCUUUAUUUCAUGUUGACCAACCGCGCUCAGAUGAAGGGUCCCAGACACAGAAUACUGAUACACAAGGAUCGGAGACGCAAGAUACCAUGGGUGAUGAUUAUGGCAGCAAACUACUAUCCCAGCUCCGUCUCGAUCCCCCUUUCCCGACCCAAAGGGUUCCGCAGUACAAAGAUGAUAGGCGAUGGCGGGAAUACCGUCUGAGGGCCACGCCUUUGCCUUCCGAGGGGGAAAGCUACUUCUCACUAGCCUCACUGCUCUCAAAGAACCAACCUCUGGACGAGAAUGCUUGCGCGCCGAUGACACCAUCCCCGACCAAGUCACACACCAAACCCACUGCUGAAGACGUUCAACUCGACUUCCUUCAAUCCAGCCCGCUUUCACCAAGAAAUCCACAGCGAAGUUUUAGACGUGAUUCCGAUGAGAACAUGCCUCCCGAUGUUAAGCGGUUCCUCUUCUCCGAAUCCUAUCAAGAGAGUAUGGAAAAGUACAUUCUGGAUAGCAGUCAAAGCCAGGCAUGAAAUCCGUCCGCCUCUUUCAACUCCUUUUUUAGAUCUUCUCACUGCUUUGCAUGAAAUCACCUAUUACCACCAUUACCACAAGCAUUAAUCAACAUUCUCGUGUUAUAUACAUAGCGGAACGGACUUUCAUUCAUGUAUAUUUAGUCACCCAGAUUGUAGUAUAUUCUUCCCGCAACGUCAUUAACUACCCAUCCCACUGCCUCAGCUACGUUUUGACCUGUAAUGGCACUGCAUGGCAUGA
Messenger RNA from Cantharellus anzutake, 1796 nucleotides. RefSeq lists its product as uncharacterized. Lineage: Eukaryota; Fungi; Basidiomycota; Agaricomycetes; Cantharellales; Hydnaceae. Bases 32 to 1555 code for a protein of 507 amino acids. The record is from RefSeq and is a predicted model, not a curated record. The transcript is spliced from 2 exons.